Molecule: messenger RNA, 3770 nt
Organism: Carcharodon carcharias (great white shark)
Lineage: Eukaryota; Metazoa; Chordata; Chondrichthyes; Lamniformes; Lamnidae
Gene: me2
Product: malic enzyme 2, NAD(+)-dependent, mitochondrial
Exons: 17
Coding region: 185-1933 (582 amino acids)
Biological process (GO): pyruvate metabolic process; malate metabolic process
Cellular component (GO): mitochondrion
Molecular function (GO): malate dehydrogenase (decarboxylating) (NAD+) activity; malate dehydrogenase (decarboxylating) (NADP+) activity; NAD binding
Source: RefSeq, a predicted model, not a curated record
AGCGGGUCGCACGACCUGAGGUCGUGCUCGGGCAGUUGGUUGAUUCUGUUGCCGCUUAGUGGGUGACCGGGUACCGGGAGCUGCGAGUCGUGUUCCGGGGGAUUGGUGUCGUGUACUAUUGUUGAUCUCUAAGACACACACAAAGUUUAACCAAAACAGGAAGGGAAAAGACUGAAUAAUAAAGAUGUUGUCACGAUUUAAUUUGGUUGUGAGACCAUGCAUCUACAUGUGCCGUUGUGUCCACACAAAGGAGAAGGGCAAACCACUGAUGUUGAGUCCCAGAACAAACAAGGGCAUGGCAUUCACGUUACGGGAACGACAGAUUCUUGGCCUGCAUGGGCUUCUACCUCCUAAAAUAGAAACCCAAGAUAUUCAAGCCUUGCGCUUUAAGAACCACAUAGAAAAAGUGCAUGAUCCUCUAAUGAAAUAUGUUUAUGUGAUGGGAAUCCAGGAAAGGAAUGAGAAACUAUUUUAUAGAAUUCUGCUUGACAACAUUGAAGAGUUGUUGCCAAUUGUUUACACCCCAACAGUAGGCUUGGCUUGCUUACAGUACGGACAAAUCUUUAGGAGGCCAAAAGGUUUGUUUCUUUCCAUCAUGGACAAAGGUCAUAUUAAAUCCAUUCUUGACAACUGGCCAGAUACGAAUGUAAAGGCUGUAGUUGUAACAGAUGGAGAACGGAUACUAGGACUCGGAGAUCUGGGGGUUUAUGGGAUGGGAAUACCAGUUGGAAAGUUGUGCCUAUAUACAACAUGUGCUGGAAUUGAUCCCCGUACGUGUCUUCCUGUUUGUAUCGAUGUGGGUACUGACAAUGAGAUGUUAUUGAAAGAUCCCUUUUACAUGGGUCUUUACCAAAAGAGAGAUCGUUCACACCGUUAUGAUGAGCUUCUUGAUGAGUUUAUGGAAGCAGUUGUAACCAAGUAUGGUCGCAAUACCCUUAUUCAGUUUGAAGAUUUUGGGAAUAAAAAUGCCUUCAGGCUUUUGAAGAAAUACCAAGAAAAUUAUUGUACAUUCAAUGAUGAUAUUCAAGGUACUGCAGCUGUAGCACUGGCAGGAUUGUUGUCAGCCCAGAGAGUGACUAAUAAACCAAUCUCAGAGCACAAAUAUCUGUUCCUUGGUGCAGGGGAGGCAGCACUGGGCAUUGCUGGUCUGAUUGUACUGGCCAUGAAAGAAGCUGGAAUGCCUGAAAAGGAAGCACAGAACAAGAUAUGGAUGUUUGACAAGCAUGGCUUGCUUUAUCAGGGUCGUUCAGAGCCAAUUGAGGAUCAUCAGGAAGCAUAUGCCCACCCAGCACCUGAUCAUGUAGGCAAGACAUUUCUGGAUGCAAUUAAUAUACUACAGCCCACUGCCAUUAUUGGAGUAGCAGGUGCUGGCAGACUGUUCACCAAAGAAGUGAUUAGUGCCAUGGGAAACAUCAAUGAACGUCCUAUAAUUUUUGCACUAAGUAAUCCGACAGAUAAAGCUGAAUGUACUGCAGAUGAAGCAUAUACUUUAACAGAGGGAAGAUGCCUUUUUGCCAGUGGCAGUCCAUUUCGCCCAGUGACUCUACCAGAUGGACGUGUGUUUUACCCAGGACAGGGAAAUAAUGCCUACAUUUUUCCUGGUGUGGCGCUGGCUGUAAUCCUUAUUGGGGUUCGUAAUAUCAGCAGUCAAAUUUUCUUGGAAGCUGCAAAGGCACUGGCUGAGCAGGUGACCAAUGAUGAAUUAGCCCAAGGAAGCCUUUAUCCACCCCUAUCUAAGAUUCGUGAAGUCUCCAUCAAAACUGCAGUUAAGGUUACAGAGUACUUAUAUGCAAACAACCUAGCUUUCGAGUUCCCAGAGCCUAAGGACAAAGAAGGGUUUUUUCUGUCCAGAGUGUGGAAGACGGACUAUGAGUCGUUCCUUCCAGACAUUUAUGAUUGGCCAGAGUCUGCAACAAAACUACCCAAUUUGUAAUCAUAUGCCAUGUUUAACAAAUUCCUGCUGAAGUGUCUAUCCACUAAUUAUCUGAUUUUUUUCAGCGGGCAGAGGAUCAUCUCCUAGCUUGCUAGACUCUCUCUUUGUAUCAUAAGAAAUAGUUUUGCUAACUUAAUCCCUUUUUCAACUUCCAUUAACCAGUAUUCAUUGGAAAUAUGCAACUUCUUUCGAAGGAAGAAAGAACUUGUGUGUAUAUGGUGUUUUUCACUGCCUGAUGUCCCAAAAUUCUUUACAGCCAAUUCAUCCUUCAGAGGUAUAGCCACUGUUCUGUAGGAAAAUGCAGUUGCCAAUUUGCAAACCAACUUUCAUUUGAAAGUUGACUCCUCUAACAACGCUGUAGUACCUGAUUCUCUGUUGAUUAUGUGCUCAAAUCCUGAAGUGGGGCUUGAAUUCACAAGUUUCUGACUUGGCUCAGCAUCUAGAUUCCUGCGACUAAGUUCAGUGCUGCAUUACCUUGGCCUGCAUUUAAAAAAAAAACUGCUAUCUACUUUGUUACUGCUAAGGGAUCAGGAAAGCAUUAGCUACAUCAUUAUUUUCUUCUAUCUUAAAUUCUGAACCUGUUCACUUUAUAUGUUGGGUGUGUGAGAGUGGCAAGUGUAUAGAAAAUGAUAAAAUAACAUUUUUGAAAGCAGACUUAAUUAUUGGAACUUAUGCUUGGAGGUUCUGGAUUUUUUUACAUAUAGUAUCCAAAGUAUGAUUCGACACGGCAAACCUGAAUGACAAUAUACAUUAGGAAUGCAAGAUAAAAACAAAAUGCUAAGAAUACUCAACAGGUCAAACAACAUCCGUGGAGAAACAGAACUAAUGUUUCUCUGUUCCAGUCUCCAUCAGUGCUGCUUGACUGAGAAUUUCCAGCAUUUGUUUCUUUUCCAGAUUUCUAGCGUCUUCACUAUUUUGUUCUCAAUCAUGAUGUAUCAGUCAGUUAUUACAUUCAAAGGGAUAGAUUUGCUUGUCAUUUUUGAGUACUAAACUGUUGGUUAUAAGAAUGCAAUAUUAAUGAUUCUGCCAAUAUGUUGGCAAGUUUUGUUGGGCUAUUUCAAUGCAAAUAUUCUGUAUGACCCUAUGUCACAGCUUUUCCACAUGAUAAUAUCCAUUGCCUGAGCUGAUAUGUAGGGAGGUACAGCCACUUGAAUGAAAAGUGGUACUUUGCCUAGCUCCAGUAGGAACAUUCUGCUUUUUAGUAUGUUUGUUGGUAAUUGAGUGGACCUGAUAAAUGUAUCUAUACCUGUUAUGAAGUGUUGAUGUACAAUUUUGAGAGCAGCACCUUUUGAAGUGGAAUACUGUAAUACUUUUGAAGACUAACCACACGAAUUAGUGAUGUUACUCUUCUCCCAGGAAAUAAUGAAACGAGAAGUCCCCAAGGAGACCAGAAAGGUCGAGAGCACUUACAAUUCAAAUUCAGGAUUGGAAUUAGAAUUUUUUUCAUUUCUAUUCCGAUGAUCACAAAGUCCUAUUUAUCUAAAACUUGCCUGUGAUUUAAAGAAAAUGCUGUUAUCAGAAUCAAAUGCACUGAAGGAAAUACUUGUGUGGCAAAGAGUUUAUUUAUUGAUGAUCGGUGUUAACUGUUUGGAACAAUAUUGAUUUUUUUCCCAUGUCUUUUAAUUCCUCAUUCCCUUUCUAAGAUGGAUGGUUUUUGUGUUUUCUCAACUUUUCUUCAUGGAGCCUUUACAUUGAAUAUUAACCAUGUUGGCAGAUUUACUGAUUGUCCAUGUAUUAUGAAUUGGUUUUUGUCUGUAUUUGUUUAUUACUGAACUAAUGAAACAGUUUUCAAUAUUUUUGUGUUAGUAUGCAAUAAAAUUCAAAUGGAUUCAGUUAA